AUGUGCUCCUCGCUCGCAAUGAACUUCUCUGUGGAUCACAUAUCUACGAGGCCGCACGUGUGGGUCGUCGAUGGGGCAGUUUCCGAACGUUUCCUCGAUUUCGUCGACAACCAGCUGGCUUCCAGCGAGGGCACCGUGACUAGCGAGCUUCGCAAUGGCAAGUCCAUCACGUCCAGGAGUGUUGAGUUCGGCGUCGACGACGUCUCACGGCAACUUUUCGAGACUGUCGCAGGCUUCUGGGGCUUGCCGCCAGAGCAGUCCAUCGAAUCCUUUGUGGUGUCUGACAUUUGUGGCGAAGGCCAAACCCCGCAUGUGGACCACAUCAACCUCGAUGACCUGCCUGGGUACAAGCUGGAUUUCCUGGACUUGACUCGUCAGAGUACUUCCCCCAUAAAUCCGAGGAGGGUCGUGCCUACCAUAUCUGUUGUCGUCUACUUCAACUCGGUUGGUGGUCUUCAGUUUCCGCAUUCGGCAGACGAGCUUGGAACCAUUGCGGCCAAACGUGGCAGGAUUGUCAUGUUUCAGAACUACGUUGACACAGACCGUCCGUACCACGACUCGAUGGCUGCGCACUGCGGUAUCUACUUGGACAGCUUGCCAAAGAGAAUCCUCGUCAUGGGCAUCUUGGCCAACGACACGCCAAGCUUUUCACCAGGAAGGCCUGAGUCGAUCUGCCCGAAGCCCGGUCUGAUCUACUGCCCUGGAACUGCACAAGAUCCACUCCGCCACGACGCCCCAUCUUACGACUAUAUGAGAACACGCGACGAGAUGAUUGAAAUCGAGGCGGCAAGAGAACGCGAAGCUGCAGCGAAGAUGAAGCCGCCAACUCCUCCGAGAGCGAAGCGGAAGGAUGACUUCAUCGUUUUCCUCGAGAUCAAGAUGGCCAAGCCCAAGGAAGCAAUCGUGAGCAUCAUGUGCAGGAGCUUGGCUGGGACAGACCUUUGCUCCUUGGAAGCCGGCGCCGAUUCAAACGUGGGAGCGCUCCGAAGGCAAGUCGAGCGAAAGCUCGAUCCGGAGGACAAGACAAACGUGGUCUUGUGCAUUCGCACUGAAACCUUCGGAAAGGCUCAAGAUGACGUGAAGCUCUCCGAGCUGCUGCCAGUUUCCAUCGAUGAGGUCAAGAUGGCUUUUGCCAAGGCCGAUUCCAACAAGGACGGCUUCCUCGACAAAGCAGAGGCGAAAGCGAUGUUGAAGCAACUCGCGGACGCGAUACCGUCGAUCAUGAGCAAUGAUGAGAUCGAGCAAUUGUUUGAUGCGGUCGAUACCGAUGCAGACGGUCGACUCAACUUACCGGAGUUCAUUGAUUGGUGCUUCGGUGUUCAAAUGAUCGGGGAGAGUGAGAAGAACUCACUGAAGGAGGAUUUGAAGCGAGCCUGA
Symbiodinium sp. CCMP2592 is the source of this 1377-nucleotide messenger RNA. Lineage: Eukaryota; Dinophyceae; Suessiales; Symbiodiniaceae. The record is from the annotation of a GenBank genome assembly.